This is a messenger RNA of Camelina sativa (false flax), 1133 nucleotides long. Its product is annotated as vacuolar protein sorting-associated protein 32 homolog 1. Gene Ontology annotation, cellular component: ESCRT III complex; cytoplasmic side of plasma membrane; multivesicular body. NCBI's taxonomy places the organism in Eukaryota, Viridiplantae, Streptophyta, Magnoliopsida, Brassicales, Brassicaceae. The record is from RefSeq and is a predicted model, not a curated record. Gene Ontology annotation, biological process: late endosome to vacuole transport via multivesicular body sorting pathway; vesicle budding from membrane.
UUUUUUUAAUUAUUUUAUACAAAAUAAAAAAAUAAAAAUAAAAACUUGAAUCAACGCCGUUUCUUGAUCUUCUUCAUCUUCCUCAUCUCUCAAUCAAGCAAAAAGCUUCUCAUCUCAAAUCCCAUCAAGAGGAUCGAGAGAGUUGUUAUUUAAUCAAACAAAUCGUCACCAUGUUUAUGAAUCGGCUAUUUGGGAAACCUAAGCCGGAGGCUAAUACUCUCCAGACGUUAGACAAGCUCAAUGAGACCCUUGAGAUGCUAGAGAAGAAGGAGGGUGUUCUUCUCAAGAAAGCUGCUGGAGAGGUUGAGAAAGCUAAGGAAUUCUCCCGCGUUAAGAACAAACGCGCCGCGAUACAAUGUUUGAAAAGGAAGAGGUUAUAUGAGCAACAAGUUGAACAGCUUGGGAAUUUCCAGCUCCGUAUUCAUGAUCAAAUGAUUAUGUUAGAAGGUGCUAAAGCAACUACUGAGACUGUUGAUGCUUUGAGGACCGGAGCUUCUGCCAUGAAAGCUAUGCAGAAAGCAACUAACAUUGAUGAUGUUGACAAGACAAUGGAUGAGAUCAACGAGCAAACUGAGAACAUGAAACAGAUCCAGGACGCAUUGUCAGCUCCAUUUGGAUCUGCUGCUGAUUUUGAUGAGGAUGAACUGGAAGCAGAACUUCAAGAACUAGAAGAGACGGAGCUAGAAGAGGCACUUCUUCAGCCUGUUCCAAUCCAUGUGCCUCAAGGUAAGCAACCUACUCGUCCUGCAGCUCAGAAGAAACCUACCGCUGAGGAAGAUGAACUUGCUGCCUUACAAGCUGAGAUGGCUCUCUAAAGCUGAAGCUAAGCCUUGGGAUAUUUCGGUUGAAGUGGGGAGAUUUGUGUGUGCAUUAUUAUUUUAAACAGAAAGAAAGAUGUUAUGUAUCACUGGUUAAUCUCUUUGUUUUUUCUUUCUUUUUUUGGGCAAAAGUGUCGUUGUUUCUAACAACCGACAUGUUGUCUGUUUUGUCAAGAUGUGUCUAACAAUUGUUUGCAAUCCACUUUCCAUGAUGGUUCGUAGGUAUUUUCUAGACCAUGCUGAUUGCAACGCGUGUAGAAAGCUUUAUGCUUUGGACUCCUAGAACUAUACUAAUGUCACAGUUUUGAGCACACA